AUGUUCAAUUCAAUAUAUCGAUCAUUGAUUAGACGCAAACAAAUUGAUCUGGAUAAUGUCAAUAUUAGUGAAUUGGCCCGUGUAUUGUCAAUGUUUGAUUUAAUUUGCCUGGGUAUCGGUUCAACAUUGGGCACCGGUGUCUAUGUAUUGGCCGGUGAUGUGGCCAGUGAAAAAUCGGGACCCGCUGUUGUUAUAGCAUUUUUAAUUGCUGCUAUAUCAUCAAUGUUUGCUGGUUUAUGUUACGCUGAAUUAGGCUCACGUGUGCCACGUACCGGCUCAGCCUAUGUAUACACUUAUGUAACUGUAGGCGAGUUUAUGGCAUUUAUAAUUGGCUGGAAUCUCAUACUUGAAUAUAUUAUUGGUACGGCAUCGGUAGCCCGUGCCUACUCAGUCUAUUUGGACGCCCUAUGCGGAGGUACUAUAUCUAAACACCUGCGCCAAUGGGUACCCAUAAAUGUAUCGGAAUUGGGCUCAUAUCCCGAUCCAUUAGCAUUUGCAUUGACACUAGUGUUGACAGUAUUGUUGGCCAUCGGUGUUAAAGAGUCGAUACGUUUGCAUACAUACAUGACUUGUGUUAACCUAUUGGUUGUAGUGUUUGUGAUAGUGACCGGCAGUAUUAAUGCCGAUACACAUAACUGGGCCAUACGUAAGAGUGAAAUACCCGAUAAAUAUGCCAAAUAUGGCGGCGACGGCGGGUUUUUGCCGCACGGUUUCGCCGGUUUGAUGGCCGGAGCGGCCACUUGUUUCUAUGCAUUUGUCGGUUUUGAUGCCAUCGCCACCACCGGCGAGGAGGCGAAAAACCCUAAGCGGGCCAUACCGUUGAGUAUUGUCAUAUCGUUGUCCGUCAUAUUUCUGGCCUAUUUCGGUGUCUCAGCCGUCCAGACACUGAUGUUGCCCUACUAUAUGCAAAACAAACAGUUCACUAACGGCGCUACUUUCCCCUAUAUCUACGAUCAGUUGGGCUGGCAUUGGGCCAAAUGGAUCGUAUCUAUAGGUGCACUGUGCGGACUAUCGACCAGUUUGUUGGGCGGCAUAUAUCCGUUGCCCCGUAUAUUCUAUUCGAUGGCCAGCGAUGGCGUAAUUUUCCGAUCGCUGGCCACUGUCUAUCGACGCUCGCAAACACCAUUGUUGGCCACUUUUAUUGGCGGCCUAUUGUGUGCCGUAAUGUCGGCACUGUUUGAUAUAUCACAGUUGGCCGAUAUGAUGUCUAUUGGUACUCUAUUGGCCUAUACAUUGAUAGCCGAAUCUAUACUUAUAAUCAGGUAA
Messenger RNA from Oppia nitens, 1266 nucleotides. RefSeq names its product cationic amino acid transporter 2-like. The record is from RefSeq and is a predicted model, not a curated record. Gene Ontology annotation, cellular component: plasma membrane. Bases 1 to 1266 code for a protein of 421 amino acids. Lineage: Eukaryota; Metazoa; Arthropoda; Arachnida; Sarcoptiformes; Oppiidae. Gene Ontology annotation, molecular function: amino acid transmembrane transporter activity. Gene Ontology annotation, biological process: amino acid transport; transmembrane transport. The transcript has 8 exons.